AGCAGUCAUAAUUCAUUACUAUCCCAAAUUGUUCAAAUUGGUCGAAGAACCGUGAUAGUGCAAGUAAAAUAGCCGAGUUUGAAUGUGUGUCUGAUCGCGAUGCCGUUCAAUUGAGUAUCUAUUAUUGUAUUGUUAUAAACCAAACAUGGAAAAGUAUGUGCUAAGUGAACUUAUUGGAGAAGGUUCUUUCGGAAAGGUUUAUAAAGCUGUGGAGAAAUCUUCCGCAACCACUGUUGCUAUCAAAAUUAUAAACAAGCGAGGCCGAUCCGGGCGUGAAUUGAAAGGGUUGAGAGGAGAAUGUGAAAUACAGCGAAAUCUUAAGCAUCCAAACAUUAUUCGCAUGUUGGAUUCUUUCGAAACCAAUAACGAAAUUAUAGUAGUGACCGAAUACGCUAAAACUGAUUUACACAGUUUGCUUCGUGAUGGAUCACUUGAAGAACCAAGGACUCAACGUAUCACCUUCAAUCUUGUAUCGGCAUUAUACUAUCUUCAUUCGCAUCGCAUAUUGCAUCGAGAUUUAAAGCCGCAAAAUAUAUUGUUAGAUCGCAACAUGUGUGCGAAGUUGUGCGAUUUUGGAUUUGCACGCAACAUGACAAUGGGUACUCAUGUGUUGACAUCGAUUAAAGGAACACCGCUAUAUAUGGCCCCAGAACUAUUGGAGGCAAAGCCCUACGAUCAUCACGCUGAUCUGUGGUCAUUAGGAUGCAUUAUUUACGAAAUGCUUGCUGGUGAACCACCGUUCAGUUCCACUUCGAUGAUACAUUUAGUUCGCCUCAUUCGCCACCAGUAUAUCAAAUGGCCCAGCUUCCUAACGACCAAUUGUAUUUCAUUUGUUCAAGGUUUACUUGAGCGUGAUCCUUCCAAACGUAUAAGCUGGAGCAGAAUUCUGAACCAUCCUUUCGUGAAAGGGCAUAUUGUGACUGUAGAUGAGAACGUUCCCCAAUCUCCCUUUACACAUCCGCUUACAGCUUCGCAAUCGCGAGAAAAAAAUAAUCAAGCCCAAAAAAUGAUGAACAAAGGGAAACACCAAACGCGGCAAACUUUAUCAUGCGACGAAGAUCUAACAACGUCUAAGGACAGUAUCUACGUAAUGUUACAAAGUGACAUAGAGUAUCAAGAAACAGAUACAGAGGAAUGCACAAAUUAUAUCAAAACCGGGGAAGAUUCUUUGACGAAUGCAGUCAACCUUACCUUUCAAGAGCAGGUUAAUAAUAUUUAUGAUGCAUGUACUGAUGAACAACAAACAAGGGCCAUUCUUUUUCUUGAAAAUCCAAAUCUUGCCGUCAACCGCUUCAAUGACAACUUUCCCAUCAUAUCAUUACAUCGAAAUGCACCUUUGGCUUCAUCCACCGUUGGAAAUGAUGGCUUAGAGCUUCUAACUUCCAAAGAAUGUGUUAUGCAGGGAUGUGCUGGCUCACAAGAACUAGAAAGACGAAAACUGAGUCAAAGCAUUGACAAUUUCUCAAUGCGCAUAGAAUCAGGCAUUGAAGCAGUCAAUCGAAACCCAGCAACAUGCAGAAUGUCCAGCCCUUCAGUUGUUGCUAAGGAUCAUCAAAAAGAAAAAAUCCCAGGAAAAUUUACUCCUAGCUUACUUCCCGGCUGGGACUCUUGUGAUGAAUCGCAAAACCCUCCCAUAGAAAACGAAGAAUGGCUUGCAUUCCUACAACGUUCUAUCCAGGAAGUAUUGGAUGGUGAAAUGGAAUCGCUAAAACAACAAAAUUUUGUGUGUAUUAUCGUCGCUCCAUUACGAAAUCGACGUGCAAGUGCGAAGGUAGUAGAGAAUGUAGCUCAUUUGCUUAGCCUUCCGUUAGCAAUCAGCACCCCACCAACAAUUUUAAGGGAUAUAAUUAAUGUGUAUGGAGAAUUGAAACUAGUACCGAACUUAGUAUACGCUUCGAAAUUGUUGUGCAACAAGCGAUUUAACGAAGAUUCUUCAACCAAUGAAAGUCAACCAGGGAUGGGCGGCAAUCAAUCGAUAUGCUCUGUUUGCCAAGUUUCUACAUUAGACAACGAUGAAAUUAAAACCCUUAUAGCCGUGUACGAUUUGAUGUGCUAUCUCAUUCACUUGGGGGAUAUGUUUCUGAGUCAGUUUUGCGAUGCUAUCGAAAUUCUUGGCGCAAAAGAGCUAUUUGUACAUUUCAUUGCCGCAGCUCAUGUCAAUCAUGAGUAUGUUCGACUAGUAUGUUCAUUACUAGCCCUUCUCAACUGUGCCUUACGGGAACUUCCGGAGAAUGCAGAAAUCAUCGAGCAAAUAGUAUUCCAUGAGAAUGUAAACUUAACCUUACUGUUGAAACACGAGAAUGCUUUCCUUCGACUUCGUACCUGCAUGCUACUUCGGAUAUUGGCCAGAUUCAGUUGUUUAGCUAUUCAAAAACGUUGGACAAACGAAAUUAAAGAACAGUUAGAAGAACUGCUGUUGGACGUCAAUCAGGAUGUUAAAAAGGAAGCAAAGAGUGCAAUCGAAGAAUUCAAAUAUCUUGGCUGUGUCACUGCGGAAACAUGCUGACUGGCGCUUAUUCAUAUACAGUGAACCUUUAUUCAUAUAUUAUACUUGUAUUUUUAAUACAAGCUUUAUGUAACUGAAAUUAUUGUAUAUAAUAGACUUUUUAUGUAUAAAUCGUCGGUAAUGAGUCAUGAUUGGCAUUAAUUCUCAACUUGAUCAUCCUCCGAUUAUCCUCGAUCGAUUAUCAUAAAAGGAUAACAUUAUUUUCCCAAGUAACAUGGGUAAUGCUUUCGAGAGAAAUUGAUUCUUGUUUAACACGUUUACAUUUCGCACAAGGAUCAAUAAUUGUUUUCACAGCUGAAAAAAUAUUUUAAAAUUGACAAAUUAUAAAUGAUUAUCUAUAUACAAAACAAUAUAUCAAAUAUUUAAAAUUCACAUUUUUGAACCCAAGUAACUCGAUUAAAGACUGUAAAUUAAAGUCGAAGAUUUCCAGAAAUGGUAGGGUAUCCAAGGGUUGAGUACCGCGAAGAAGAAAAUGAGUAUGAUUUCAACCAUUUAUACAUGUAUUGUUUAACGGACUAGAGUGUCACUGAGCAUAUUCAAUCUUAAUUACUAUAGGGUAAUAUAAGGGUACAUAAAAUUGUUUCACGGUUGAAACACUGUGGAAAAUUAAUUAGUACAGCGAUCCUUUUCAAACUGUGUGGCAAUGAAAUAUAAUCCUUAAGUAAGCCUUUGACAAUUUGAUUUCAUUUCUCUUUGUCACUCAUCAUGAUUUAUAUAA
Messenger RNA from Anopheles moucheti, 3224 nucleotides. It is a transcript of the gene fu, whose product is annotated as serine/threonine-protein kinase fused. Gene Ontology annotation, cellular component: cytoplasm. Gene Ontology annotation, molecular function: protein kinase activity; ATP binding. Lineage: Eukaryota; Metazoa; Arthropoda; Insecta; Diptera; Culicidae. The record is from RefSeq and is a predicted model, not a curated record. Gene Ontology annotation, biological process: protein phosphorylation. The coding region runs from base 146 to 2506 and encodes 786 amino acids. The transcript has 4 exons.